This is a messenger RNA of Cebus imitator (Panamanian white-faced capuchin), 7500 nucleotides long. RefSeq names its product NLR family CARD domain containing 3 (gene NLRC3). The coding region runs from base 743 to 3979 and encodes 1078 amino acids. The record is from RefSeq and is a predicted model, not a curated record. The transcript is spliced from 20 exons. Lineage: Eukaryota; Metazoa; Chordata; Mammalia; Primates; Cebidae. Gene Ontology annotation, biological process: negative regulation of canonical NF-kappaB signal transduction. Gene Ontology annotation, cellular component: cytosol. Gene Ontology annotation, molecular function: protein binding.
AGUCCUGCUGGGAUCACCCUCUAGUUGCGUGACCUCAGUCUGCUCUCUCGGUUUCUUGGUCACCCGCCUGAAAACAAGCAUCUAUCAAUGGCGAGGCAGCUUCCUUUUUGGUGGGAUGGAGAUGGUGUGUCAACAGCCUUGGUGCCAGCCACUUUAUCCUGAGCAUGGCACCUGCAGGGACACUUGGUAGCAGAGUCAUGACCCCCAGCAUCGCCCCUGCACUUGACUUACAUGGGGGCGGCAAGCAAGCCAGGGAGCCCCGGCUCCUCAAUGUGUCUGCGAGGCUGUUGGCUGUUGAAAUCAGACAGGAAGGAAGGCUGAGGUGGAGCCCAGCACAGGAAGAGGUGAGGACCCGCAGGGGCAGCCGGUGGGCUCGGCUGGGACGGCAAAGAAGGUCGGGGCUGCACUGUUCUUGGCCCCUGCACAGCCGGUGGGUCGGUUAGUUGGCGUUGUAAGUGCCCUGAUCCCUAGUCCUGAGGACUCGGGCUGGCACAGGGAUUCCCAGGACAUCCACCACCGCCCGGCUGGAGCAGGGCUAAGACCAGGAGCACAGAGAUGGAGCCCCCAGGUCCCCCAGUCUUGGUGUCCCUGGAGCAGCAUCGAGGCCCGUGAGAACUGUGGACGACGGAGGGCUGGGCCCCAUCCAUUGAGUUCCUGGGGCCCUGCUGGAGGGGCUGCUGUGGCCAGGGCGCCCGGUCACAAAUGAAGACACCAAGAUGCAGAGAGAUGACUCAGCCUGCCCAUGGUCACCCAGCUGCUCCUGGAGGUAAUCCCCGACUCCAUGAGGAAGCAGGAGGUGCACACCGGCAGGGAGGCCGGCCAGGGCCACGGCACGGGCUCCCCAGCCGAGCAGGUGAAAGCCCUCAUGGAUCUGUUGGCAGGGAAAGGCAGUCAAGGCUUGCAGGCCCCACAGGCCCCAGACAGGACGCCAGACUCCCCACUGGGGCCCCACAGCAAUGACUCCAGGAUGCAGAGGCACCGCGAGGCCCUGCUGAGCAGGGUGGGAGGCGGCCCAGAUCUGGGCGGCCCCUCGCACAGGCUGCCCUCCCUCUUGCUGGUGGAGGGCCUGACGGACCUGCAGCUGAGGGAGCACGACUUUACUCAGGUGGAGGCCACCCGUGGCGGUGGGUGUCCCACCAGGACUGUAGCCCUGGACCGGCUCUUCCUGCCUCUCUCUCGGGUGUCUGUCCCACCCCGAGUCUCCAUCACCAUCGGGGUGGCCGGCAUGGGCAAGACCACCCUGGUGAGGCACUUCGUCCGCCUCUGGGCCUGCGGGCAGGUUGGCAAGGACUUCUCGCUGGUGCUGCCUCUGACCUUCCGGGAUCUCAACACCCACGAGAAGCUGUGCGCUGACCGACUUGUCCGCUCCAUCUUCCCGCAUGUCAGGGAACCCAGCCUGGCAGUGGCAGCCCCAGCCAGGGCCCUCCUGAUCCUGGACGGCUUGGACGAGUGCAGGACUCCUCUGGACUUCUCCAACACCGUGGCCUGCACGGACCCCAGGAAGGAGAUCCCAGUGGACCACCUGAUCACCAACAUCAUCCGCGGCAACCUCUUUCCAGAAGUUUCUGUCUGGAUCACCUCCCGUCCCAGUGCAUCAGGCCAGAUCCCGGGGGGCCUGGUGGACCGGAUGACUCAGAUCCGGGGCUUUAGUGAACAGGAGAUCAAGGUGUGUUUGGAGCAGAUGUUCCCCGAGGACCAGGCUCUCCUGGACUGGGUGCUGAGCCAAGUGCAGGCCGAUAGGGCCCUGUACCUGAUGUGCACCGUCCCAGCCUUCUGCAGGCUCACGGGGGCGGCGCUGGGCCACCUGUGGCGCAGCAGGACGGGGCCCCAGGACAAAGAGCUGUGGUCCCCAAGGACCCUGUGUGAGCUCUACUCAUGGUAUUUUAGGAUGGCCCUCAGUGGGGAGGGGCAGGAGAAGGGCAAGGCAAGCCCUCGUAUCGAGCAGAUGGCCCACAGUGGCCGCAAGAUGGUGGGGACACUGGGUCGGCUGGCCUUCCACGGGCUGCUCAAGAAGAAGUACGUGUUUUAUGAGCAAGACAUGAAGGUGUUUGGGGUGGACCUCGCUCUGCUGCAGGGCACCCUGUGCAGCUGCUUCCUGCAGCGGGAGGAGACGCUGACAUCCUCGGUAGCCUACUGCUUCACCCACCUGUCCCUGCAGGAGUUUGUGGCAGCCGCAUAUUACUAUGGCGCAUCCAGGAGGGCCAUCUUCGACCUCUUCACCGAGAGUGGUGUGUCCUGGCCUAGGCUGGGCUUCCUCACGCAUUUCAGGAGUGCAGCCCAGAGGGCCAUGCAGGUGGAGGACGGGAGGCUGGACGUGUUCCUGCGCUUCCUCUCUGGCCUCUUGUCUCCGAGGGUCAACGCCCUCCUGGCCGGCUCCCUGCUGGCCCAAGGCGAGCACCAGGCCUACCGGACUCAGGUGGCUGAGCUCCUGCAGGGCUGCCUGCGCCCUGAUGCCGCUGUCUGUGCACGGGCCAUCAACAUUCUGCACUGCCUGCAGGAGCUGCAGCACACGGAGCUGGCCCGCAGCGUGGAGGAGGCCAUGGAGAGUGGGGCCCUGGCUGGGCUGACUGGCCCCGCGCACCGUGCCGCCCUGGCCUACCUCCUGCAGGUGUCUGAUGCCUGUGCCCAGGAGGCCAACCUGUCCUUGAACCUCAGCCAGGGCGUCCUUCAGAGCCUGCUGCCCCAGCUGCUCUAUUGCCGGAAGCUCAGGCUGGACACCAACCAGUUCCAGGACCCCGUGAUGGAGCUGCUGGGCAGCGUGCUGAGUGGGAAGGACUGUCGCAUUCAGGAGAUCAGCCUGGCGGAGAACCAGAUCAGUAACAAAGGGGCCAAAGCUCUGGCCAGAUCCCUCCUGGUCAACAGAAGUCUGACCUCUCUGGACCUCCGCAGUAACUCCAUUGGACCACAAGGGGCCAAGGGACUCGCAGAUGCUCUGAAGAUCAACCGCACUCUGACCUCUCUGAACCUCCAGGGCAACACCAUCAGGGAUGAUGGUGCCAGGUCCAUGGCUGAGGCCUUCGCCUCCAACCGGACCCUCUCCGUGCUGCACCUGCAGAAGAACGGCAUUGGGCCCACAGGAGCCCAGUGGAUGGCAGAUGCCUUGAAGCAGAAUAAGAGUCUGAAGGAGCUCAUGCUCUCCAGUAAUAGUAUUGGUGAUGGAGGUGCCAAGGCCCUGGCUGAGGCCCUGAAGGUGAACCAGGGCUUGGAGAGCCUGGACCUGCAGAGCAAUUCCAUCAGUGACACGGGAGUGACAGCACUGAUGGGGGCCCUCUGCACCAACCAGGCCCUCCUCAGCCUCAGCCUUCGAGAAAACUCCAUCAGUCCCGAGGGAGCCCAGGCCAUCGCGCGUGCCCUCCGUGCCAACAGCACCCUGAAAAACCUGGACCUGACAGCCAACCUCCUCCACGACCAGGGUGCCCAGGCCAUUGCAGUGGCAGUGAGAGAAAACCGCGCCCUCACCUCCCUUCACCUGCAGUGGAACUUCAUCCAGGCUGGCGCUGCCCAGGCGCUAGGACAAGCAUUACAGCUCAACAGGAGCCUCACCAGCCUAGAUUUACAGGAGAACGACAUUGGGGAUGACGGAGCGUGUGCGGUGGCCCGUGCGCUGAAGGUCAACACAGCCCUCACCGCUCUCUAUCUCCAGGUGGCAUCCAUUGGUGCGCCAGGUGCCCAGGUGCUAGGGGAAGCCCUGGCUGUGAACAGAACCUUGGAGAUUCUCGACUUAAGAGGAAAUGCCAUCGGGGUGGCUGGAGCCAAAGCCCUGGCGAAUGCUCUGAAGGUAAACUCCAGUCUCCGGAGACUCAAUCUUCAAGAGAAUUCCCUGGGGAUGGAUGGGGCAAUAUUCGUUGCCACGGCACUGUCUGGAAACCACAGGCUCCAGCAUAUCAAUCUCCAGGGAAACCACAUUGGAGACUCGGGGGCCAGAAUGAUCUCAGAGGCCAUCAAGACAAAUGCUCCCAUGUGCACUGUUGAAAUGUGAGCAAAAUGAGUUCCUGGUGGAUGGAGCAGGAGGAUGGGCAGAGUCAGUUGGAAGCUGUUGAACAGAAAGGCCAACUUCUGGGGACCUUCCUGGGAGCUGGGAACGCUGCUCACUCAGCACGAGAGCCGGGCUCCGCACGGAAGAAGGAGAGAUGCUGCCAAAGGAGGUCGUGAGCCCCUCUCCUAGUGCAGGAGUGGUCCAGGCAGGGGCCAACAGGUACUCUGCUACAGCACAGAGAAUGGAGGGGGCCACCACCAAGGGACUAAGGGACAAAGGCCUGAAAGCUCGGCAGUGCAGGAGGCUAGUUCCAGCUUAUUUACAACCUGAGGACUUCACAUGCCCCGAACUCUUAAAAAUGUUGAUUACCGCCCCUUUCUACUCACCUGGUUAAAAUCAUCUCAAGCCUGUGAGAAGCAUGCGUUUGGCAGGGGCGACAGAGGGGACCCUUCUUUCUUUUCUCAAGAAGGUUUUAGGGCAUCAUCCUUACAGACAUGAAAAAAUUAUGGAAAAAUUGUGAAGAAAAAUUGAAAGUUUUAAUUCUAGGAUUCUAGAAACAGAGACAAGAGAAUUUUUUUUUUUUUUAGACAGAGUCUCGCUCUUGUCACCCAGGCUGGAGUGCAGUCGUGCCAUUUCAGCUCACUGCAGCCUCCGCCUCCCAGGUUCAUGUGAUUCUCCUGCCUCAGCCUUCCCACUUGUAGCUGGGAUUACAAGUGCCCACCACCAUGCCUGGCUACUUUUUGUAUUUUUAGUAGAGAUGAGGUUUCUCCAUGUUGCCCAAGCUGGUCUUGAACUCCUGACCUCAGGUGACCCAGCAGCCUUGGCGUCCCAAAUUGCUGGGAUUACACGCGUGGGCUACUCCUGGCCCCAUCUUUUAUUCAUUACAAAAUCAAAGAUGUGGUGAUGCCUGGUACAUGUUAUCUGGAGUCUGGCACAUUGGUUAUCAGUAGCACAUUCAAUGUAUUCAGUGAUGUCUUUUUUUUUGACACAGAAUCUCUGUUACCCAGGCUGGAGUGCAGUGGUACGAUCUCGGCUCACUGCAGCCUCUGCCUCCUGGGUUCCAGUGAUUCUCCUGCCUCAGCCUCCCAAGUAGUUGGGCCUACAGGUGUGCACCACCAUGCCCAGCUAAUUUUUGUAUUUGGUCAGGCUGCUCUCCAACUCCUGACCUCAAGUGAUCCACCCACCUCAGCCUCCCAAAGUGCUGGGAUUAGAGGCAUGAGCCACUGUGCUCGGCAGUGAUGUCAUUCCUUAUUAGGCUUCCAAAGCCACUGCUGUGGCCAUAGCUUCCCUAUGGAGACAGGCAAGCUGAGCCUCUAUGUGGCACCAAUUCCCACAGCUGUUUGUGUUGGAAGGAAAAAAAUCCAAAUGGACAUCACAGCUCUCAUCAAUUAAAGAACCAGAGAAAAUGUUUAUGAAGACUAUAAAGCAAUGAUCACUUUUGAAUUUGAAAGGAAUCACACUAUUGUUUAAAACGUUUCUUCAAAAGCGAGCAUCCAGACUGGAAUCAUCAUGGAUGCUGAGGCCAUGGAUACAGGCCUACUUGGGAAGAUGAUAUCCUCACAGUCUCAAAAUAGCAACCCACAAAGGUGAUAUCCUAAUUUACAAAUGGAAAAAGGUACCUUCAUCUAAAAUCUGGCCAAUGCAGCCUCAACAGAAGUGACAGAAUUGAACAUCGCUAAUAAUGGGACAAAUGGAUGUCACGUGCCUCCAGUCUGAUGCACCACGGAGUCGUCUCUGACGUAGUCUUGUCAAAAAAUGUUUGCCUGAUUCUAAUCAUGAAGGAACAAUUAGAAAAAAUCCAAACUGAUGGAUAUUCCGCAGAAUAAAAGGCCUGACCUCAUCAGAAACAUCAAUGUCAUGAAAAACACGAAAGGUUGCAGAUAGUGUGAAUUAAUUUAGUAGAGAUAUACCUUAAUGCAAGAUUUUUGGCUGGAUCCUAGACUGGAGGAAAAAGUCUGCUAUAAAGAACAGUUAGAUCACUUGUACCAGCUGGGAAAUAACAAACAAAACAUUAUUUAUAAAAGGGGGAAAUGUGAACAUGGCUCUUGCAGUAUUUAUAAGUUUGUGCUGGGCAUAGACUUCUAGACUGACAGCUGUUUUAGUGAUUUUAAGGUGAUGCCCCACUGCCUGCUGGUUUGCAUCGUUUCUGUCUGAGUGAAGAGCCAGGCAGAACACAGAGAGAGCUGCAUAGCCAAACACUGCAGAAAGCUAGACCCCAUAGAAACCUAACACUGAAGAAACCUCAGGAGCCAAAGUGGUGGAGAAAACACAGUCCUUCCUCUCUCCCUUUUCAAAUAAUGAUCAUACAUCUUCAAGCUGUCUGAAAUGGUUAGGAAGUUCAGGGAUGCACCAGAGCCAGCUGGCCCAAAAAUCCCAUCAGAGCAAAACAGGAGAAUUUAAUUCAUGUCCACAUAGAAUGGACAUACAGGUAAGAGGGAGGCUCUAUAGCUCCUUUCCAAUUAAAGGAGUCCUCAAUUCUAGCACCUGAGAGUCCCCUGGGUCUAACAGCUGUGAUAUUUAUGUACUGUGUUGCUCACCUAAAUGAAUAUAAUUUCCUUCCAGACAUGUGACACUGAUAUUAAAGUGCUAACAAAAGGGAUUUAUUUAUUUUUCAUGUUAAAAGAGAAACAAUAGUUCAGAUUUCCCGUCAGAAGUCCGAGGACUUUGUUUUUGGUAACUAGUACCAAUAAAAAUUGAGUAUCUGAAAAAUUCCUUUGUAGUUUCCAUCAAUACACAUUUUUAAAAGCAUUUUAGGAAGUCCUCUAAUUAUACAGCAAAAAAAAUUGUCAGCAGUGGCCUGCUAGUUUUUCACUGACCUAAUCACAACCAUCCUCCUCAGAUUCUGAGGUCUACUCUGCUACUUGGCCAAAACCACAUGGUGCCAGGUCACAAGGCACUUGCACCUAUGUGACUCCUGGAUCCAUUCUACAGUGGGUCACUAUUAACUGAAAUAAUGAAAAUGAUCAAGUACACAAAGCUUGCUGUUGACAGAAACUUCCUUACUCAAGCAAGGCAGUGCUACUGUACAUGGUGAGACUUUGCAAAGUCAGUUCACCAACAGAUGAAGGUGAACUGACUAGAAGUUCACCUAGAAGUUCAACUAGAAAUUCAACUAGAAGUUCAACUAGAAGCAGGUGGCACAAUGAAAUGCCCUUUGCAGCUGUUGCCUAUGUCUGUGGAUGGGCUCUUUGCAGCUCAGGUUAGGCUUCUGUGUUAAAGUGCAUUAGAAGAAAAUAUCACAUAAGGAAAAUAGAACUCUAUUUGCAUGUUUUUUUCAAAACAGACAUCAAGUCAGAUUCAGGCAAACCAAAUCCGUAACAUCCAAGAAGAUGGAGUGACUCUUCCGCAUCUUAAAGCCAUGGCAUCUGAGGUGGCUGGCAUGGCUCCAACACACUGGCUUCCCUGUCAGUGUAUCAUUUACAAUACAGUGCAUUUCAAACUACUGGUGAAUUCACUGAAUGCUGGCUGUGUUUUUGUGUGUGUGUUUUUUUUAAAGGAAUAAAAUCUUAAAAUUUAGGAAAAGA